AUGGCGUCCAAGAUUCCCACCCAACAGCGGGCUCUGGUCCUGCAAAAAUUCGGGUCCGACAUUCAGCUCCAGCACGUUCCCACCCCUCAGCUCGAACUGGGAACGGUCAUCGUGCGAGUCUCGGCCACUACAAUUUUGUCCUACCAACGGGGCGUCUACGACGGCAGUCGCGGGCUCUAUGGCGUUCCCACGCCUCUCGUGAUUGGCAUCAGUGCCAUCGGACGAGUUGCAGGCCUACCUGCCGACGCCACGCUACUGGAAGAAGGACAACUGGUCUACGUGGACUGCGUUGUACGCGGUCGCGAUGAUCCCUCUGCCCUGUUCCUCUCCGCGAUCCAUGCAGGCAGCAAAUCGGGAAGCAAGAAAUUGAUGGCCGACGUUUACCGCGAUGGCUCAUUUGCCGAGUACAUGCGAGCACCCUUGGAAAACUGCAUCCCGCUGGAUGAGACUAGGCUCUGCAAAACUCUCGGCUACCCGAUUCAUGACCUGAUGUACAUGUCUUGCCUGCUGGUGUCCUUCGGCGGACUGCGAGACAUCGGACUGGAACCCGGAGAAACUGUCGUCGUGAGUCCCGCCACUGGGAACUUCGGCGGCGCAGGAGUACUAGUAGCGGUGGCUAUGGGCGCCCGAGUCAUCGCCAUGGGCCGCAACACGACCGAGCUGGCUCGACUGAAAGAAUUAGCAGAGCGCGGCAAACCCGGCGCUUGUGUCGAAACGGUCCCGAUUUCUGGCGACGAAGAAACGGACACGGCGGCUCUGAAGGCGUUUGGGACCAUCGACGCGGUGCUCGACCUCACUCCUCCCAUCGCAAGCAAAUCGACGCAUCUGAAGAGCGCCAUCUCCGCCCUGCGACACAGCGGCCGAGUCAGCCUCAUGGGCUUCCCAGACCUGUCGGCGUCGAUGUGGCAUGUUGUGGGAAGCAAUAUUGUCAUGAAAGGGAAGUUGAUGUACUCGAGGGAGGACAUGCUGUUGUUUGUGAAGAUGUUAGAGCGCGGGCUGUUCCCCAAAGCGCAGGAGUUUGUGGACACCAAGGCUUUCGCGCUCGAGCAGUGGGAGGAGGCACUCGAUGUGGCGGCGAGGCAUACCGGACUUGGCAGGCAGGUGAUCUUUGUGCCGGAGAAGUAG
Molecule: messenger RNA, 1125 nt
Organism: Neohortaea acidophila
Lineage: Eukaryota; Fungi; Ascomycota; Dothideomycetes; Mycosphaerellales; Teratosphaeriaceae
Product: chaperonin 10-like protein
Exons: 1
Coding region: 1-1125 (374 amino acids)
Source: RefSeq, a predicted model, not a curated record